This is a messenger RNA of Trypanosoma brucei brucei TREU927, 489 nucleotides long. Its product is annotated as maoC-like dehydratase, putative. The record is from RefSeq and is a predicted model, not a curated record. Lineage: Eukaryota; Euglenozoa; Kinetoplastea; Trypanosomatida; Trypanosomatidae. The transcript has a single exon. Bases 1 to 489 code for a protein of 162 amino acids.
AUGUUAAAGGUAGGCCAGAGACACAUGGGUCGUGUGAUUCGGAUCGGUGAUUUUGCGUCCACGCGGCGGGUCAUUACGUUAGAUGACGUUAAAGCGUUCGGGCCGCUUGUCGGCGAUUCCAACCCUAUUCAUGUGGAUGAAGCUGCGGCGAAGGCUGCUGGUUUUCAGUCUCCAGUUGUGCAUGGGAUGCUAGCCGGUUCUCUUUUCUCAGGGCUGUUGGGGUCAGAGCUCCCGGGGCCGCAGUCGAUUUACAUGAGCCAGACAUUGCGCUUCGUGGUCCCUCUGUUUGUUGGCGACGAGGUGGAGGCGCGUAUCGAGGUGACUCAAUUCAGAAGAACGAAGUUUAUGAUAGCUUUCCGCACGACCGUGUUCCGCAUUGACAAGCAAACAGGGGAAAAAACCCUCUGUAUCGAAGGCACUGCGGUGGGCAUGAACAAGACAGUUACCUUUGAAGGUGAGAGCGAGUGGAAUGUGCCCCGUGUCGAGUAG